Musa acuminata AAA Group (dessert banana) is the source of this 1828-nucleotide messenger RNA. RefSeq lists its product as uncharacterized. The record is from RefSeq and is a predicted model, not a curated record. The coding region runs from base 229 to 1560 and encodes 443 amino acids. The transcript is spliced from 5 exons. NCBI's taxonomy places the organism in Eukaryota, Viridiplantae, Streptophyta, Magnoliopsida, Zingiberales, Musaceae.
UUCUUCCGCAACCUGAUCGAGGUCGUCGUCUGGUCCAGGGAAAAUCGCCGCCGCCGUGCCUCAUGAUGGAUUCAUCUUCUUCCUCCCCUUUGCUGAUCGCCGCUUUCCUGAUUUGCAAUCUGAAUAGCCUCGCUGUCCAGCCUUCCGAUCUCCCUUUUUUGGUACCGUCGACGCCGUGGUUUCGAGAACUGUGGAUCGGAGUCUCGAAAUAGCGGGAGAAGGCUCUGAAUGAAACAGGUUUGUGUAGAAAUUGGUGCAAUCUUCUUAAGUUCAAUCAUCUUGGUGAAAAGAGUUGAAGAAGGUGUUGAUUGUUCUCAUAUUUUCAAUAUUGAGAACCCAAUUUUUAAGUCCAGGAUGCAGCGGCCUAAGAUUCAAAAUUCUGGUUGGGCUGCUUUUGGUCGCAAGCAUCAAGGGAAAGAAGGCACGCUUCCUACAGACACUGUGGAUCCCUUCCCAUCCAUCUCAGACUCGAGUUCUUCCUUUGCUACAAAAAAUUUGAUGACUAACAAUUUUCCACCAUUGAAGUCCUUUUCUUCAGUAGUUCAUCCCCCUCUGGAUGUCCCACCACUUGGGACUAGCUGCAUGAUCAGGACAGUAAAUAAUAAUCCGUGCAGGAAGCAUGUUGAUUGUCAGGCUACUACUGAAACUAAUAGAGGUUCUGCCAUAAAGUUGCUAAAAGAUGUCCAUACUUGGGCUGACCAACAGCUGAUUGAAGGUGUUUUAUCGGCUGUAGAUUAUGAUGUAGGCCAAGCAUCUGUUCUUCUUAAAGCCAUGGUUUCACCUGAUACCAAAAUCAAGGAAGCUAGUCUUGCUAACCCAAGUUCUUCGAUAACAAUGGAUCGGUGCGGAGAGAAUAAUAAAAUUGUCCAGCAAGGCACUUCAUUAGAAAAUAAAAUUUCAGGUAGCGCACAUAAAGCGUUAAUAUCAACCAAAUUGUUAUCUGUACCUGCUGAACCUGAGUGGGAAGAAGAUGAUGUCUACUUGAGUCACCGGAAAGAUGCAAUAAAGAAGAUAAGGGCAGCAUCUCGGCAUUCACGGGCUGCUAGUAAUGCCUUUUUCAGGGGUGACCAUUUUUCUGCACAUCAGCUUUCUGUAAAAGCUCAAGAUGAGUGGAUGGCAGCUGAAAAGUUGAACAAUAAGGCAGCAGACGAAAUUUUACAUAUUAGAAAUAGCAAUAAUGACUUAUGGAAGAUAGACUUACAUGGUCUGCAUGCACCUGAAGCUGUUAGGGCACUGAUGAACCAUCUUCAUAUGAUAGAGUCUGGGAUCUUGAUGAAUCGUGUAGCUUCUUCUGAUGGAUUAGCAAAACCAGAAGCUGGUAUGGUAUCCUCUCCAUCAUCUGAAUCAGUUAAAGACUUUCAAGCAGAUUCUAUGACCAGGAAGGCAUUACCUCGGCAAAGGCAGACAGUAUUGCAUGUUAUCACGGGGAUGGGCAACCAUAGCAGAGGGCAAGCAUCACUUCCUUCGGCAGUCAAAAGCUUUCUUAUUGAAAAGGGAUACCGUUUCGACGAGGUAAGACCUGGUGUAGUUGCUGUCCGUCUGAAAUUUCGCCACAAGUGAGGGUGGGAUCCUACAAAUCAUCUGUGGAUACAUGGCUUCUGAAUCCUCAUCUGCUACUUCUCAAAUCAGUCUUCGAGUACUUGCCAUCCUUCUUUCCUUCUCCAGUAGUCAACCAUAGAAGCUUCAAGAGUGUCAAUUUAGCCACCCAACUGAUAGAUGCGUGAAUGCUUGAUGAUUCCUCUGUGGCACACUUCAGAUUAGGUGUAUGUUGUGCCACACACACUGUCAUCAUCCUUUUGGAAUUUACAAUGAUGCAAGUCAUGCUUAA